UGCUGGUGAACUGGUGUGCCGGCUCGGCGAGAACUGAAUUGGACGGGUUAAAAGGUGUAUUAAAAAACCGCUUCAAGCUAAACGAUCACCGUUAAAACCUGCGCUCUGGUUUCCGCCGAAUCUGCGUGAAAUAUGGAGGAAGAAACGGAGAUCUCGGUGAAAAGAGAGAACCAGGACACGAAGGAUGAAAAUACGGACAGCGGUGUGAAAUAUUACACACGCGAGGAGGUUCAAGCCCAUAACAUGAGCAAAGACACAUGGCUCAUAAUCCACGAUAAAGUUUACGAUAUCACAAGUUUCAUGGAGGAGCAUCCAGGAGGUGAAGAGGUUCUGCUAGAGCAAGCAGGUGCAGAUGCAACAGAAAGCUUUGAGGAUGUGGGUCAUUCCACAGAUGCCAGAGAGAUGCUCCAGCAGUAUUACAUCGGCGAACUACAUAUGGAUGAUCGAAAGAAAGAAUCAAAAAAGGAAGUUUACAUCACCACUUCCAAAGACUCCAGGUCAUGGACCACCUGGUUGAUUCCCGCCGUAGCUGCUGUACUCGUGGGCGUCAUGUACCGUUACUACAUGUUGGAGCACAAAUCCUCCUGAACACUUUGUCACGAUAUAUAUUUCUCUUGUCUGGAGGCCUUGACUUGUUUGAGUGAGUGAGUCCGCAAGAUCACUCUCUAAACUCCUGCUCAUCCUCUCUUCUUUAGUUUCCACUCAACUAGCUAUUUGGAAAAGGUCCAAAGCCCAUUGGUUCAUUUCAACUUUUUUUUUUUUCCUACUAGAAUUCACAGUCCUGUCUAACCAUUAUCUAAGCAUUAUCUUGAUCACGCUUUCUGUCAUCGGAUUGUCACACGUUUUUAGAAAUGUACUUGGAAAUGACUUCAACUCCUUUAAAUUAAUCUAGAGCAGGGAUCCUCAAAUCUGGCCCACGAGAUCCACUUUCCUGCAGAGUUUAGC
This is a messenger RNA of Sinocyclocheilus grahami, 945 nucleotides long. It is a transcript of the gene cyb5b, whose product is annotated as cytochrome b5 type B. The transcript is spliced from 5 exons. The coding region runs from base 133 to 588 and encodes 151 amino acids. Gene Ontology annotation, cellular component: membrane; intracellular membrane-bounded organelle. Gene Ontology annotation, molecular function: heme binding. The record is from RefSeq and is a predicted model, not a curated record. Lineage: Eukaryota; Metazoa; Chordata; Actinopteri; Cypriniformes; Cyprinidae.